CCCAGCGAUCAUUGUACUACAGAGAGAACUUUUAAAAUUAAACUCGCGAGACAUAACUCAUUGGUUCAAGAUCCAUCAGCAAACAAUGUCUGGUCAGCUUCCACUCGUAUGGACUCAUCAGUAAUCACAAAGCGUUCACUCAGUGGCACGACAAACGUCGCCCUCUGAUCAAACUGGAUACGUCCUCAACAACCCCUCUCGAACGUGAUCCCGAGCCGGGUAACCACUCCGUGUCAACUUCUGGUAUAGUACGGCGGGAUAUGUUGUAUUCUUGCUCAACUACUUCUGUUGAACCUCGAUCAAACUAUCGACACUACACACGUGUUGAAAGCUCAAAAACCAGCGACGCAAACCCACUCCUAAAGGAAAGUAACACCCCACAAUGGACGUUCCGUGUCACGGUCCAGGCGGGUCUCAAUCUCAAUAUUAAUAGGCAGUGCAGCGUCGGCGCUGUCAAAGAUGUACUCGGGCUACGGAAUAUUCUUACUCCUCCAAUCACGGAGUCGUUAGCCUAGUUCCGAGACCAGGGUGGGGUAGCAUCAGACUCGGUUGAGAUCCACGGUUGCUUUCGGAUAUUUACGAUCUUCGAUGAUAUCACGAGGUCUCUUUUAUUGCCUCUAUCUGUUCACCGCCAUAUUGUUUCGAUAUUCAGGUCAGCUCAUAUAGCGCAACAGUUGUCAAGUCUAAUUCGUCGGACGAGAGUUGUAGUGCAUUCUUUCUCGAGGGAGCUCAUUUGGGUGUUAUAAGGGAACUCCUAGACCAAUAGACAACCGGAGAUCCUCCGGAAAUACCCAUUUCAUAUCUUCGCGAGCAAGUGCGAAGUCCAACAAGUACAAUCAUUAUGUCCGCCACCAAGCUUGUGCUCUACGACAAUGCGGUUUCUUCUUAUGCGCAGAAGGUGAGGAUGGCUCUGCGCUAUAAGCAUCUUCCAUUCGAGAGCGAGGCGCCUGAAGCACUAGGCUCAGGACGGCCGAACCCAACGUUCGCCGCUGCCAACGUACGGAUGGAAGUUCCCGUCUUGAUUGAUGGCGACUUCAAAGUCUUCGACUCGACGGCCAUUCUCAUGUACCUUGAAGACAAAUUCACGUCGGAUGAACAUCCGAGUCUCUUCCCCUCUGCGGAUCCGCAAAGCAAGGCAGAGGCGCGCAUGAUCGAGGAGAUCUGCGAUACGCACUACGAGGCGAUCAACUGGGCGUUUGGGGAAAUCAAUUGGUUCAAGCGGGCCGAAGGGGAGGAAGCAGAGCGUCUUAAUGCAGCCAUUGUAGAUCAAACAAAGCAAAUUCAAGACUGGCUUACCCCGAGGCUCGGUGACAAGCCCUUUUUCUCUGGUGAAGCAGUUGGAUAUGCCGACAUAGCAGUAGCGCCUAUGCUGAACCGCUCCGUGUCCAACGGGCUCGGUCCUGAACUUGGCAGUCCUCUUCAGCAGUGGCACGCUCGGAUGGAAGAGAUUCCAUGUAUAAAAGAGACCUGGGAAGAAUUUCGAUUGGCCGCUCCGAAGAUGGCCGCCCUGGGUCCUGCAGCUUGGGAAAAGGGUCAGGGAAUGAAGCGCGAGUAUAGAGACCACAGGUUGGAGUUUUUAGUGAAGAACGGGGCGAUUGGGAUCGUUCAGAAGGGCAUCGAGGAUGACAAUAUUCGAUUUAGCUGGCCGCAUCCUAGCGCAUAAUCCGCACACAGCUUUGCAAAGCUCAAUCCCGCACCGACGGCCUAUCAUUAUCUUCUCCUUAUGUCAUUCAGGGGUAAUAGAGUCUUCAAUAUUUUUAAAUAUUCGAAUUCAGCACAUGAUACCCC
This is a messenger RNA of Verruconis gallopava, 1788 nucleotides long. RefSeq lists its product as uncharacterized. Bases 842 to 1663 code for a protein of 273 amino acids. The record is from RefSeq and is a predicted model, not a curated record. Gene Ontology annotation, molecular function: maleylacetoacetate isomerase activity; glutathione transferase activity. Gene Ontology annotation, biological process: glutathione metabolic process; L-phenylalanine catabolic process. NCBI's taxonomy places the organism in Eukaryota, Fungi, Ascomycota, Dothideomycetes, Venturiales, Sympoventuriaceae. The transcript is spliced from 3 exons.